AUGGUGAACAACUCUCAAACUGGAUCGAGUUCCCACGACCCCCUAAGACGUUCUCGCAGUGAGAUUGGUUUGGAAUUGGCCUUGGCCAUUCUUAUUUGCCUUAUCUCCUUCCUCGACAACUUUUUAGUCGUCUAUGUCGUCCAUAAAGACUCCAGACUCAAGAGCUUAACGAAUGUAUUCAUCCAAAAUCUGGCAUUGACGGACAUUUCCAUGGCAACGCUGCACAUGCCCUUUUGGGUAAUAAGCCUGUAUACAGGGACUUGGAUUUUUAGCGAGAGGUUGUGUGAGAUUCAAGCUGUGAUUAAUUGUACGUUAGGAGUUGCCUCUAUCCUGAAUAUGGGACUUAUGGCCUUUAACCGAUAUAGUCCAGACUUUUCCCGAGCAAGAGAAAGGCACGAUUCUACUGCGCCCUGG
Porites evermanni is the source of this 414-nucleotide messenger RNA. The record is from the annotation of a GenBank genome assembly. NCBI's taxonomy places the organism in Eukaryota, Metazoa, Cnidaria, Anthozoa, Scleractinia, Poritidae.